Phaedon cochleariae (mustard beetle) is the source of this 1417-nucleotide messenger RNA. The record is from the annotation of a GenBank genome assembly. NCBI's taxonomy places the organism in Eukaryota, Metazoa, Arthropoda, Insecta, Coleoptera, Chrysomelidae.
UAUUAUGAACUAUUGUGGUAAUGACUGAGUUUCUCUCUUUUGUGAAUGAGAUGACUCUUUGGCCUCAUGGGAACUUUUAAUAAUAGUAUGUAUUACUUGCGUUUUAGGUGAGUUGACUCAUGUUCUGAAUCUUUCCAAACCAAAAGUGAUAUUUUGCUCCAGCAAAACAAUCGACAAAAUGUUGAAUAUUCUACCGCAACAUCCUCACAUACAAAAAUUAGUUUUAUUCGGAAACGAACAAGUCCGUUCCGAAAAUGUCGUCAGAUACCAAGACAUUGUAAAUGGCGCCGAUUCAGAGGAAGUCGACGAGGAAUACAGCGUGACGUCAUUGGACCCGAAAGAAGCCGUCGCCACCAUUUUGUGUUCCUCGGGAACCACCGGCAUGCCUAAAGGUGUGAUGUGUACGCACGAUAGUAUGACAGCUUACAUUGACAUUUCCAGGAAUAUAAUGGGCGAUAUAGUGGAUAAUGACGAUCCUAGUGACGCAAUGAUGGGACUUAUACCUUUUUUCCACUCGUUCGGUUUCAUGUUGAUGUUCUUGAAUCUUUUGAGAGGUAAAACGAUGGUGGUCCUCGGUAAAUUCAAGCCGAAGAUAUUUCUCGAUGCCGUAGUAAAUUAUAAGGUUGCUAGGUUGAUAGUUCCUCCCCCCGUUUUAUUAUUUUUGCUAAAAAGUCCCAUGGUGAAAAACUAUGAUUUGUCCUGUAUCAAAGAGAUGCGAAGCGGAGCAGCUCCGAUGGGCAAAGAUAUGGAAAAAGAACUAAAAAGCAGGUUCAGAGUGAAACACGUUUCCCAAGGUUACGGCAUGACCGAAACGACAUUAGGAGUGCUCGUUUCACCUCACGGUAAAAGUAAAAUCGGAUCGUGCGGUAAAAUUGUUCCCGGAAUGAUGGCAAAGGUCAUAGACGAAGCCGGCAACCCUCUACCCGCGUACAAAGAGGGCGAGGUCUGCUUCAAGGGCCCGUUGAUCAUGAAAGGGUACGUCGGCGAUGCCAAAUCCACCCUAAACACAAUCGAUAAGGACGGGUGGUUGCAUACGGGCGACGUUGCCUACUACGAUGAUGACGGGUACUUUUUCAUCGUCGACAGGAUCAAGGAGCUGAUCAAGUACAAAGCUUUCCAGGUAGCCCCUGCAGAAUUGGAAGCAUUGCUGCUGACCCAUCCUGCCGUUCAAGAUUCAGCAGUUAUAGGACUGCCAAAUGAGGAGGCUGGAGAGUUGCCUUUGGCUUUCAUCGUGAAAAAAUCUGGGAGAAACAUAACGGAAAGGGAAAUCGAACGAUUCGUUGAAGAUAAUGUUUCGCCUCAGAAAAGGCUGAGAGGUGGAGUGAUAUUUCUGAAUGAAAUACCUAGGAAUCCAACAGGAAAGAUACUCAGAAGAGUGCUGAGAGAGAGAGCAGUGAAACUGGUAUCAAAAUUGUAG